Rhopilema esculentum is the source of this 7700-nucleotide messenger RNA. RefSeq lists its product as uncharacterized. Lineage: Eukaryota; Metazoa; Cnidaria; Scyphozoa; Rhizostomeae; Rhizostomatidae. The record is from RefSeq and is a predicted model, not a curated record. Gene Ontology annotation, molecular function: RNA polymerase II complex binding. Gene Ontology annotation, biological process: mRNA 3'-end processing.
CGUAGCACGUGCACGUCCCUAUCAUCUGCCGUCAAAAUGGCGACUUUCAACGCCAAGUCCUUCGAGAAGAAGUUAAAUGCGAUGGACUUGUCGCAAACAAGCGUGCAGACAGUUUCAUUAUGGAUAAUACACCACAGGCAGCAUGUCAAGGAAAUUCUUUCGAUAUGGAUUGACAUGAUGAAGAAGGGCAAAACAGACAGAAAGUUGGUGCUUUUCUAUUUAGCAAAUGAUGUUGUACAGAAUAGUAGAAAAAAGUCAAAAGAGCUUAUACAAUACUUUGGGAAAGCAUUUAGAGAAACAAUUCCUUAUAUGAACGAAAAGAAGAUCAAUCUGCAGGUGGAGAGGGUUUUCAAAAUUUGGGAAGAAAGAAAAGUCUAUGAAAAAGACUUUGUUGACAAGCUUCGUUCAUUGCACACUUCAGGUGGUGUUAAGAAAGAAAAAGCAAAAGUUUCAGAAGCAUCAAAAGCCACAGAAAAAGUAGUUGAAAAGCUGGCCAAACAAAAGGCAGCCGCUAAGCCCUUGCCUUCUGACUUCAAAAUGUCAGCUGUUAUGAAUAUGAUUGUCAGCAUGAAAGAGUUAGAAAGUGAAAUUAGCACACAAGAUAGUCAGAUGUCUUCCUUGAAAGUUGAUGCAUCAGAUUUGGAAGCAGUGAAGCAAGUUAAAGAUAGAUCAGGUGUAAACAAAUUUGUAAAGGAGUUUGAAGAAUCCAAGGAAAAGCUUGAUAUGUACUGCAACAAGCUAAGCAGAUGUAUUAAUGACAAGCGAGCCUUGAUUGACAUGCUAAGUCACAGUGAGACAUACUAUGAUGCAGCAUAUGAGGAAGCAAAGGUUAUUGUUCAUGCCUAUAAAACAUUCGGCAGUAGACUAUCUUCGAUGAAGCGAAAAGUAGAAUCUAAAGUAAAGAAACUGAAAGUUAAAUGGGAGGAAAAGCAAAAGGAGAAAGAAGAAAACAAGAACUCAAAACCAGAGUAUGAAGUAGAACCCAUUUCAGAUGCGGAAGAACAAAGCGAAUUUCAGGCAAUCGGUGACCUUGUUCAGUCCGGACUCCAGUCAUUGGCUGCAAAGAAAACCGAGUUGUCUCAACCAGAGGACCCAACUGUAGAUAAUAUCGCCCUCUUAGACAUGGACCUUGGCAGUGAUUCUGAAAAUGAGACCCCUGAUGGACCACUUUACGAUCCAUCAAGUGUCAUGUAUGAUCCGAACGAUGCUGGAAAAGAUAUGGGAGAUAAUUCGCAGCCUUCAGAAACUGGGGAUAGUUCAGAUAUGUCCCUUAUAAACAUUCCAAAUCCAGAAGAUGUUUUCAGGAAUAUUAUGGGACAAAAUGAGUCUGCACGCUCAUCAGCUCUGAAGCCAAUGGGAAUUAUGAUUGAUGGGAAGUUGCAAACCGUUAGUUUGUCAGAUGGCAACAUGAUCGUUGGAACAGAAGGCCAGCAAGCAAAAAGCAUCGUCCACACAAGCAUAAAAAAUGCAUCAUCUUUGCGAACAACUGCAAAUACAGUUACUGCCUCUGUUGUUGCAACGGAGCCCUCUGGAUCGUUACUAAAUAACGAAGCAAUGUCACCUAUAUCAGAUGAUUCUGUGCCUUCGCCGGAAGGCACACCAGAGGGGCUUGUGCUUGAAAAAGAUCAGGCACAGCAGAAUGACGUCAUUAACCAGCUGACUGUAUUGCCAUCAUCAUCAGCCUUUCCAGCCAUAAUACAAAGUAGCCAGUUCCCUGUGAGUGGUCAGUUUUCAUUGGUAGACAACAGCACUUGGUCGACAGUAACAACUACUGCUCCUUUGAAUAGCCUUGACAUGGCCCCAAAUCCCCACCUUGGUGGUAUUUCAGACUUACCACCGCCGCCAAUGUUCCCUGGCCUAGCCAAUGCAUCUGGUCAGUUGUCCUUUGAGCAACAAAUCCAAGGAUUUAUUGGAGACCAAGUUCCUAUUGGCUCUUCAAUCGGCCAGUUGCCUCAAAGUAACAUCCUGACUGACCAAUUUCAAAUGGGUUCUACUGGCUUGACGUUUUCACAACCAGAGCUUUCAUUUCAAAUGCCAGUUUCGGAAAGUUUCCCAUCAAUGUCAGCAGCAUCAUCAACAACGCCAACGCAGGAUGAAUCAGAAGGAAAUACAGUUCGACCAAUCGAUAUUUUGAGCCAGCUUCUAAACAAAGGCAAGAAAUCGAAGAAAGAUCGCAGUUCAGAGAAGUUAGAUAGAUCAGACAAAGAGAGGUCGCAUAGCAGCGAGCAUGGACGAGAUCACAAAACUAAAGAACAUGGUAGGCACAGGAAAAGCAGCUCCAGCAGGAGACGUUCUGCUGAUCGACACCAUUCUUCUGAAGUUUCAAGUGAACAUGGAGAAUCAGGGCAUAGCUCUUCUAGAAGAUCUCAUCAUCGCAGAAGGUCAAGAGGCCAUAGCAGAGAAAAGCAUUCGCAUACUGGUGAUAGAGAAGAAAGAAGGGAAGAGUCCGUUGAUGAUAAUUCGGAGGAUUCGUACUUGAAAAGUCCGAAAAUAUCGCGAAUGUCAAGUGAACUAUCAAACGAUGCCGGGGAUAAUAAGCUUUCUGUUGAUGCUAAUAACGAACGGGUCACACCAGACGAUUUGCUAGAUAACAGACCCACGACGAUUUUCGAUAGAAGACGGGCGGAGCGGGAACAAGCCACUGAAAUGGGGAAGACAACAGACUCUAAUCGCUUGAAAAGAGAGGGUAGUCACCUUUCUGAUCUUACUGAAUUGGAAACUGACAAUAAUGAUGAGAAGUCAGGCCGUCCAAAGUUGAGUGCACAGUAUUCUACCGAUAGUGAUGUAUUCAUUCAGCGACAGAAAUCGUUGGACGGGCAAGCACAAAGAGACGAUUUUCAGCUCAACCAACAGGCACCAUGGGCUCAAACAGAAACUCCUCAAAAGCAUGAUAAUUUCUAUUAUAAUGCUCAAAGGUCUCCCACUCCUGAGAUGGACAAGUUCCAAAGCGAUCCUGUGAGCCAACUGCCUCAAACUUUUGUUUCUUCAGCACUUCAGCAACCGGGGGUCUUUGUUCAUGCUUCAAUACCUCAAUUUGAUAUGCAGCCAGCUACAUUUACAAACGAGUCACUGCUAGGCUCCCAGCCUCUGCUGAAUCUAAGGCCAAAUAUUCCUACUUCUGUUGAUGUCAGACCCAUCUUCCCGCAGAGCUUCCACCAGGAGACCUCUAAAGACCAUGCGUUGCAAGGGGGCUUUGAUAUGCACACAAACUUAAGCCAGUCUCCAUUUUUGCAAGGAGAGCAGUCGUUGUCGCAUGAAAAUAGGGGAGCAUUUCAACAGCAACAACUCAGCCAACAUGACUGGGACCGACAUAAUGUUAACGAGGGGCUUGCCUACCAAACAGAGCCACAACACAGGCAAGAUGAAAACAUUCCUGGAUCUUCAAAUGAUUUACGAUUUCAGGCAGUCGAACCACAAAUGGCUUCAAGCAUGCACUUCAGUAGGCCAGCUGAUAUUGUACAAGGGGGCUUGCAACCGACAAGCUCGCCUUUUUCGCCCGAUCGUCCGCUUCCUAUGCAAGAUAAUUCAUUCAGCUCUGCAAAUCAGCACAUUUUUAGGCAAGUGAGACCAGGGUUACGUCAUGAAGUGCCGCAUAUGUAUCAAAAUCGGGGGGUAGAUGCUUAUAAUGAAAUGUCAUCACGUGGGCGUCGCCGUGGGGAAUCAUCAGAGUUCAAUGUUGACAUGGCGGGAGAGUUUCAAAAUGACAUGAUUAGCCAAAAGGAGCUAAAUCAAGGUGGUAAUUAUAAUCACAGAGAGGAAAGGGAAGAGAGAGGCUUUCAUAAUCAGAUGUCGGAAGAAAACUUUAGAGACUUCUCCGGAAGACAGAACAUAGCUCAAGCAGGACGUUUAGGAUUUGCACAAGAAGAUGAUGUAACAUCUAGACAUGCUAAUGUAUCUUUCGCUAAAAGAACCCAUAAUGACAAUCAGAUGCCCCUAAACGGGAUAAUGCGGGGCCAAAACCAGGAUAUGGGAGAACCCUUCGAAAACAUGGGACAAGGCUCUCCAGCUGCAUCACAUCAUAUAGGGAAUAGAUUUAGGCACCCAGGACAAGGCAUGCGCGGACCUCGUCCAUUUAGGCCAAAUCGACCUACAGGGUUUCCACAGCAACGACCUCGAUUUCGACCACCGCUUAGGCCUAGAUUGCCUCAAGGAUAUGCACCAAGGCGACCGGUAUUUUGAUGCCAGAUCUGUGCGUAGGCAAUAUAUCGACCUGUAUGUAAAUUAUAUUUGUAGCUUAAUUUUGUUAUCUUGAUGUCGUUAUUUCACUGUUGAUUAUGUGAAUGGUAUGAGAUGAAUAAGCAUUGUUCCCCCGUUUUCCUGAAUAGGACUGGCAAAAAUUUCGUUUCCUUUUGUAGCAUAGCAAGUUUAUUCAACCCCCCCCCCCCCCAUGUUAUUCAUACGUUUCUUUAGGGCGGUUUCUGUUUCAAAGUCCCAUUUACCUUUGCAAAGCGUUAAGUCUGCGAUGAUUUUGCAUGCACAAUUAGCAGAGGUCUUGGCUCCAAUCAAUUUUUUUGUCGUUGGGACGCUCCAACCACCAACAGUAAAAAGCUACGACGAACAGCGACAUUUUUUUAUUAACUACUGUUUUCGUUACGAAAACCAGAUGUCUUAAAAUGCUUGUUGAAUUUGUGGCAUGAUACCAUCAGUCUGUAUUGGACAAUUUCAGUUACUCUUGUUGAUCAAGUACGAAAAGUUAAAACAUUGAAAAACGAAGAGCACAUUUUAGCCUGCCUCUUAAUGAGCGUCUCGCAACAUAUUGUUGUCAUGAAAGAGCCCAAAUCAUAUACUGUUAUUAUAUAAAAUUCAUGAUAACCAACCAAUGUGAUACAGAUUUAUGAGUGAUGAAAAGCGAUCAUAGGAAACAGCUCAAAUCCCAAGACUCUAAUCUAUAUUUACACCUUUGCAAUUAGUUGGGAUGUUGUUGUUUCGAUUAUAGUAAUUGUUGUUGUUGCUGCAUUGUAUUAUUCUUGUUUCCUUUAAAAUUACCCCACUCUCCUGAUUUUUGGAAUUUUUGGUCCAGAAACCCAGUGCCCCUUACAAGACGUUUUCCCUCCAAGCUUGCCACAUGUUGACUUUCUUUUGAGACACCUUAUUAUGGUACCCACCGUUGUCCCUUUAGGUUGCUAGUUGAAGCUUUGCAAAAUAGGAAAGUUUACCACUGUUAUUAAUAGUAAAUCAAGCCAACUAUUGUGUCCCUUUUACGCUGUUAAAACUACAUUAUACUCCCUGGACAAUCCGAUGUCUCGAUAGAUGGUACUUAAUGUUUCAGUAGCAGUCUGGUCGUUAGCAUUUAUUUCAGAUUUUUCUUACUGAGUAAAACUGUAUUUGUGUACAAUUAAAUUUUACCUAAGUUUUGUUGGACAUUCAAGAAAACAUUCUUCGGUCAGUGUUGUAUUUAGGCCUUCCAUUCGUAAACAUGUUUCCAGUUUUAGAGCAGUUUGAUUGGCUUUGUGAAAGAUCCAUGCACUUUUAGUCAUCAUUGGCGGACUGGUCCACCGGCCCACCGGUUACUUCUAAGGUUCGAAAGUGGGCCUCCUUUUGAAGAAAUAGCCCCGUCUUGAAAAUAGAAAUCUUUUUUAUUUGGCUUUUGCGGAUUAGACAUAUCGUUAGUUCCUUAGAGCUGAUGAAAAACUUUUGAUUACACUGCCACAGUUUGGAUUGCUUAGGAAUUGCUAAAACUGCAUUGAAGAGAUCAAAUAUGCAGUUGGAUUACAAAUAUUUUGUUGCCCAACAGGGCAAAAUAUAUAUUGCCAAUUUAUCAUGACUUUAAAGCUAAAGGGUUUCUGUUGAUAUUUCUGAGUUUAUGAAACAUUGUCGGUUAUUUCAGUUAUCGGAAAUUCAGAACAAUCUUUCAAAAAUUGUUCUUAAUUACCUUUUGCAUUCAAAUACUUUACGGUCCCAAAAAAGAACAUAUUUUAGUUGCCAUCUGAUUUACGUGAAAACUGUGAACAAUUUCAGUAAAUGAAACAGAGUAACCAGAAUACUUUGCCAAAACUUUGUUAUUGAAGCAAUCGCAUACCAUAGGAUCUUAGGCAUACCGCAUUUUGUGUAUGGAACAGGAUGCAGAGAAGUCCUAAAAAAUCUGUGUCGCCCAAGCCUUUAAAAUCUCAGGUUCGGAAAGUCGCUUUACGAUAUCAGGAGCCCCGUAUUCAUAAUUUCUAUUAUGAUGUUCUUUUUUCUUUUUUUUCUGCAAAAAGUUUAAGUUACAAGAACGUACUUCUGUUCUUUCAAAGCCCAGAAAAACACCUUCCUCGAAGACUAGGAUCAACGUAGUGUUAAAAAUGGCAUCAUAUUUUGAGUUAGAUUAAACAUUUCGCUAACUUAAUGCGGAUUUUAACCUGAAAGCAAAAUUUUACCACUUUCCCGUGCCAUUUUAAAGUUUAGAUGUUAUUAUAUAAGUAGGAAGUUGUCAAAUUAGAUCGAGUGAUAUUCUAUAUCUAUGUUUUAAAAUGAUAUAGGUAUUGAUAUAGCUAUUAAAUACGUCAAUUUUUAUGCGUGAAGAUCCAUUUCAAAAAGGUCCAUGUAUGUAAAUUAUGCAAAUAUGUAAAUUUUAAGUAGACAGUUAUAUGCAGUUUCUUAUGUUACACUUGGUGCGUUUUUAGAUCAGCCAGUUGGAUUGUACUAAGCAAUAUAUUUCUGUGUAUGUAUUUCUCGAAUGGUGGUAUGUCUCGAUCAUGUUUUACUAUAAAAACUGUGCCUUUAUUGUCAUUUUUCCGGUGUAAAUAUUAAUUUAUUUUACUUAAGAAGAUUUAAAUUCUAAGCCAUAUUAAUAUUCGAUGUUUACAUAUGUUCAUAAUGAAAACGUUCGAACUUUGUAUAGAUUGGUUCUGUUUCUUCAAGAGAUCCUCUCUCACUCUACGGCACAUUCAACUUCCAGCUUUAUUGUUCCAGUUUCAACGGGGACCAGAUAAACUACAGGAUGUUACUCAUUUCGGCGUUGUAAAUCAGUUAGAGAAUUUUUAGAGUACUUCGUAGCCGGUUUGUGAAAUCCUUUUAAUUUAUAGCUCUUCGAAAGUAACAUUGUAAAAUCGUCAAUUUCAUUGGCGGUUAAUCCUAGGCAAAGCAGCAAGCAAUCCGACAUGAUCCUAGUAGUGGGGCGAAUUCCCCUGCCCCCUUCCUUGACACCACUUUUGGAUAUAGUGCACCAAAGAUUUAAGACCAAGUCAGUGCCUUAUUUUAUUAUGUCUGCAAUUUCGAUUUUGAGGAUAUAAGGUCUAGCAUGUAGUCUUGGAAAAUAUAAUUAAUCGUUUUGCAAAUGACCAUCAAAAAUAAUGCGGGGUAAUAUAUUUUUUUGGUAUAGAUUGAACAUAAACGAAAAUGACAAUAUAUUUCCGUUUCUCGGCGGUAUAAAAUAUUAUCAUCAUCGUGAUAUUUUCCUCAUCUGACAUCAGCAAAUGUUAAUUAAGGCCUCUCGAUGGACUGCAUUUUGGUAUUUAACCUGAAAGUGAAACAAGCCUCAACAUCAAGCAAUUAUUUUUGAAAUUUUGCUGCAUUUAGCUCAUAGAUAUUUCAAGUUAGAAAACAAGUUAGGUAACUAUCUAACAUGUUAUUGAGGUAUACCCAGUAUCUUGAAGCUUGAUUGAAAGCUCUGACUUAGCGCUUAAGAAAAUUGAGCAAAAUUCUGCUCAGUGACACCGACAAGGUUGAAAGAAAUAAUUCGCACCGCUUGGCUAGGAAAGUGACGGGAUCGUUUCUGAAAA